GUCUCCCCCCCGCUCCAACGGCGACAGGUCCUACUGUGGAGUGCGUGCUUGCUGCGACCCGGGCGACGUGGUGUAGUGGUGCGUUGCCUUUUUUUUUUUUUUUUAUUUAUUUACCCGAACGGGGAAGUUUGUGACUCCGUCUAGACUGCUUUUCUCGCCGCUUCUCUUCUUUUCCUCCCGUUGUUUUGGUUCCUCAUCUUCCUCAUCAACUUCCGGUCCCUCGUAGUUGAUGGUCGGGGGCGGCCACUUCCGGAUCUUUUUCUACAGUUGGCAAUUUCCGUGUCGCCGUAAUCGUCGUCGCUCCUAUUUCUCUCCGGCUUGGACUUAUUCACGAUGCGGCGGGUGCCAGUGGGUGCUAUCGCGCCUUAGUGGCGCUCUGACCCUCGCGACGAAAAAACGGUCCGUUUAGCUCGCUAACGUUUUGUCGAGGCCCACACCUUUUUCUUUGUUUUUCUCUCUUUUUUGACAUUCUUCGUUUCUGAACUUUUUUUUUUCCCCUUUUCUGUUUUCACGACCGCUCGGGAUCGGCCGGACGGGUGGAUAGGCCUAGUAUUUUGGCACUCGCUAAGAAGGACAGUUAUAUUCCGCGCAGUGUUGUCCCUCUUCUCUCUUAUCCGCGGUUCCCUCUCCACGCAGCGAUUACGUUAGCUUUCUCCCUCUCCCUCUCGUUCUGGUGAUCGUUUUCUGCUCGAUCCCGUUGCCUGCGUCGUCGCCGUUCCUUGUCCGUCGCCGUGCCGCGCGAGGAGACGUGCUGUCAGCCGCGCUCUCCCCCUGAGACCUAUCAUCUUCCGGUUUGGUGGUGCGGCGCCGAGUGUUGGGUCCGCGACGUGUUCUGCGGUGCGCUGCGAUGUCGUCGUCGUCGUCGGCGGUGAUGCCGGUCCCUCGAGGAUCCGUCUGAACUUUGUGGGGACAGCCUGCUUUGCUGCGUGGUCGCUGCUGUGCUCCCGCCGCCUCCGCCUCCGUGCGGACGCCACACGACGCAGACAUGGUGCUCCGGCCGAACAACGACUCCAACGCUGCGCGCGGUGAGGUGUUGCCCGAGUCAUCGAGCAGCAUGGCCAUUCCGCGACUGCCCACGCCGCCCCCGCAGAGUGAGGUCAACACGCCCGUGGCCGAGAGCUGGUGCUACACUCAGGUGAAAGUGAUCAAGUUUUCCUACAUGUGGACCAUUAACAACUUCAGCUUCUGCCGAGAAGAGAUGGGUGAAGUGCUCAAGAGCUCCACCUUCUCAGCCGGAGCCAACGACAAGCUCAAGUGGUGCCUGCGGGUGAACCCCAAGGGCCUGGACGAGGAGAGCAAGGACUACCUAUCGCUCUACCUUCUGCUCGUCUCCUGCAACAAGAGCGAGGUCCGAGCCAAGUUCAAGUUCUCCAUCCUCAACGCCAAGAGAGAGGAGACCAAAGCAAUGGAGAGCCAGCGGGCAUACCGGUUUGUGCAGGGAAAGGACUGGGGCUUCAAGAAGUUCAUCCGGCGGGACUUCUUGCUCGAUGAGGCCAACGGGCUGCUGCCCGACGACAAGCUCACCCUGUACUGCGAGGUGAGCGUGGUGGCAGACUCCGUGAACAUUUCUGGUCAGAACAACGCCAUCCAAUUCAAGGUGCCCGAGUGCCGUCUCUCGGACGACUUUGGCCACCUCUUUGAAAGCCAGAAGUUCAGCGACGUCAUCCUCAGCGUCAACGGCAGGGAGUUCUACGCUCACAAGGCCAUUCUCGCUGCGCGGUCCCCUGUGUUUGCGGCCAUGUUUGAGCACGAGAUGGAGGAGAAGAAACAGAACCGUGUGGAGAUCACGGACAUGGACCACGAGGUGUUGCGGGAGAUGCUGCGCUUCAUCUACACGGGGCGGGCACCCAACCUGGACAAGAUGGCCGACGACCUCCUGGCUGCUGCCGACAAGUAUGCCCUGGAGCGGUUAAAAGUGAUGUGCGAGGAGGCACUCUGCUCGAACCUGUCUGUAGAAACGGCGGCCGAAGUUCUCAUCCUGGCCGACAUGCACAGUGCAGACCAGCUCAAGGCGCACGCCAUCGACUUCAUCAACACGCAUGCCACGGACGUGAUGGAGACUGCAGGCUGGAAGACCAUGAUCCACCGGCAGCCCCACCUGAUCGCAGAGGCCUUCCGAGCACUGGCCACGCAGCAGAUCCCACCCAUUGGACCGCCCCGCAAGCGGAUCAAGCAGUCCUAGGGCCGCCACCCGCUGCACGGAAGCCCGGCCAGUGCCCCCCUGCCUCGACCGACCGACCAAUUGGCCCGUCGACCAACGUCCCUUUCCUCAGGAGCCAAAGUGAAUUCCCUUCGCGUACCAAGCGUGGCAGUGAUAAGACGUGCGGGCGACGAGAGCCGUGGCGACGCCGCUUCUCGGCUUCCCCGGUCCGAGCCUUUUUUCUCUCGUUUCUCGUCUGUACAAAAAAAAAAAAAAAAGGCAAAGUGCGACGGAUUUUUUUUUUUUUUUUUUUUUUGCUGCUUCUCAAAGUUGGUCUUCUUCGGCGGAUCCUGCCGAAGCUCCAAAAUGCCGGGGGCGCUCCUGUCCCGGUGCCGCAGCGUUCCCCGGCUGGGACGAGGGCAAGGGCGCGCAAAGUCAAACCGUCGCUCGGCACCUCUCGAGAACGACGCCACCUGUGAUUCCAAACACCGGACGGAUUCGGUCGUCGGCCACAAACUUUUUCCGAGGAAUUUUUUCUCGUUGUGAAGAAAGGGGGAAGGGGGGUGGGUUGGGGGGAAAGAGGACGUCCUCUUGGUGUGACGGAGAGGAGCGAUCCAAGCCAGGAAGCCAAAAGCGAAGGAUGUCGCCGUCUCGGAAGAAUGAGGGAAAUGACGCGAACGAGAGUUCUCUCUCUCUCUUCCCAGUGGGAAAGAAGCUGUGCAAGUGGAGCUUGUGUUGCGCAUUUGUGGGGGUGUGCGUCGUGGCAAAACUGGAGCAAGAAAGAAAGAAAAAAAAAAAAGGACUGCUUGAGGAAGAGUGAGAACUGGAGUUACCUUGUUUUUUUUUUUGUUUAUUCCCACGUGCGCGUUUGGGAACCUCCCUUCCUUCGAGCACACCAAAACUGUCGAGGAGAAGACGGUUAUGACUUUUGCAGAUGUGUUUGUGUAUUCCCCGUGUACGUGUGUGUGCAUGUUUUUCACGCGUGUGCGUCCCUCUCCCCAUCGUCGUCACAUAGCAACUGUCGUGAGGAGGAAAAGUUAAUUUAUGCAAAAAAGACAAUUUGAGGAGGUGGUGGGUGGCUUCCUAUCUGGGAUAGAGACAAAGAUUGCGGUUUUUACGUCAAGCUUGCAAGGCAAGACUAAGAACUUUUUUGGGGGGGGGGGGGGGGGGGAGGGGGGGGGGGCUUUGUUUCCCGUGAAUGUCAAGCAGAAAAGCUUGAUUGGCAGGCACUUACCAGCCUUAUUUCUCACAAUGGAAGUUAACACAAAAAGGGUAUGCAGCACGCAUAAAAAAAUUAAGUUGAAACUUUCAAGAGAGGCGAGAAAACGUUGAAUGCAAGACCGCAAAAACGUAGGUAGAAAACCGCACUGAGCGGGUCUUCACAGUCCCAGAGAGUGGCAGAAAAUUUCUAGCUGAUAGAGGGCGCGAGAGUCGCACCAGCUGCAUCAGCAACAUGGCGGCGGCCUAGGAGCGUUUUCUGGAAAGGCGUAUAAAGUAAGAUUAAAGGGCUUGUGUGUUUGAACUUUCAGUAUUCUUUAGGAAUCCCAUCACUAAAAGCAUAUGAGAAAUGUGCUCUUUUAGAUUUUGAGGAAUAUCAAUAAGGCGUGGAUCAUUGAACUGAAGAGAAUGUGUCCAAUGUAUAAAGGUAAUUUUUUUUAUUGGGUUGGAGAAGUUGUAUGCCACCCACCAUCGUUUGAUAGUCAAUCUUGUACAUAGAAUACAAUUUUCUUUUUCCUGGAACUUGCCAAUCACUGAUGAACGGACAAAACGGGGUUUGUUCAUUUUUGUUACAAUGGCUGCCACAGGUUUGAUAUGCUAACUGCUGUUCUGUGAUGAAAACAGCAAAGGAGGAAAAAAAAGAAAACCCACACCAAAGCUUAGCACUCUCAUUUCUUUUUAAGUGUGUGUGCAGUGUGCAUACUAUCAAUUUACAGUUGUGCACGAAAUCAAGCAUUUAGGAAAGCAUGUGUAGCAUCAGCAUGACUGCGGUUUUGAAAGUUUUUUCUUCAAUGUUUUAGGAUCUUUUCAUUGUGGUUUGGAAGGUUCCGAGAGGUGGACGUAGUACUCAUUGUAAGUUAAGAUGAAUGUUUUGCACGAUUGGAACUGUGUUGCAGCACUAUUUUUUUUAAUUAUAAAUCACACUGUUAAUAAAAUGAAAUUGAACCCUUA
Messenger RNA from Ixodes scapularis (black-legged tick), 4309 nucleotides. RefSeq names its product protein roadkill (gene rdx). The transcript is spliced from 9 exons. Gene Ontology annotation, cellular component: nucleus; cytoplasm. Bases 986 to 2182 code for a protein of 398 amino acids. NCBI's taxonomy places the organism in Eukaryota, Metazoa, Arthropoda, Arachnida, Ixodida, Ixodidae. Gene Ontology annotation, biological process: proteasome-mediated ubiquitin-dependent protein catabolic process; regulation of proteolysis. Gene Ontology annotation, molecular function: ubiquitin protein ligase binding. The record is from RefSeq and is a predicted model, not a curated record.